Messenger RNA from Durio zibethinus, 399 nucleotides. RefSeq names its product low temperature-induced protein lt101.2-like. NCBI's taxonomy places the organism in Eukaryota, Viridiplantae, Streptophyta, Magnoliopsida, Malvales, Malvaceae. The record is from RefSeq and is a predicted model, not a curated record. Gene Ontology annotation, cellular component: membrane.
AUGGGUUCAGAGACUUUCUUAGAAGUAAUUCUGGCAAUUCUCCUUCCCCCUGUGGGAGUUUUUCUUCGUUAUGGCUGUGGGGUGGAAUUCUGGAUAGAUGUGCUGCUGACAAUGUUGGGUUAUAUUCCAGGGAUAAUAUAUGCCAUUUAUGUAUUAGUUGGAUAGCAAAUGCUAAGAUUUUUGUAUGCUGGUAGAGUAACUUUUUCUGCGUUUGUUUUAGAUCUUAAUUUGUGUAGUAUUUAUUUUUAAUUUUUUUUUGUUACAAACAACAAUUGCAUGCAGGUUAGAUAUUUUUCAGUUUGUUGAAUAAAAAAUUAUCAUUACAAACGAUGAUUUCAGGCAUUAAUCGAAAUAAUCAAAUUGAGAUAACUAAUUGAAUCCGAUUUGAUUUUUUUUUUU